Ictalurus punctatus (channel catfish) is the source of this 2012-nucleotide messenger RNA. It is a transcript of the gene mtfr2, whose product is annotated as mitochondrial fission regulator 2. The record is from RefSeq and is a predicted model, not a curated record. NCBI's taxonomy places the organism in Eukaryota, Metazoa, Chordata, Actinopteri, Siluriformes, Ictaluridae. Gene Ontology annotation, biological process: mitochondrial fission; aerobic respiration. Gene Ontology annotation, cellular component: mitochondrion. The transcript is spliced from 8 exons. Bases 249 to 1325 code for a protein of 358 amino acids.
ACGGUAGUUUUGCGUCAUCCAAUCAGAUGCGGCUUUGUUCAGAACAGCUUCAUUUGAAUUCUCCUGCAUAGCACGUAAGCGAGAGUAAGUUGGAGAGAAUUGAACGACAUGCUGUUUAUUUGAUCCUCCUGCACCACGUGUAGGAAGCCAGUGCUGCUGCAGUGUUUUGAAUUGAGCUGUGAUCACUGCAGUAAUCCUGCUCAGGCUUACACUCAGAUCUACAUUGACAACAGAAGGUCGUAGUGAUCAUGUCUUUGCUUGAAGACCUCGUCCAUGUGAUGAGAUGUGUCCUGGAGUAUUUUGGUGUUCCCCAAGACAUGCUGGUUCCAGUUUGGGAGAGCACUUUGUGUGGACAAUAUCGCAGCGUUGUCCGCAUGAUCGGAUCGAAUCUCCCUCUGACACCUUAUCCUCGGCUCCAUUUCCAGGUUCCUUUUUUACAGACGAUCAGGAGACAGGGUCAUGUCGAGGUGUCGGUGGAUGCGCUCGCCAUCCCGUCGCUAGCGGAUGUGUUAUGGGUGGCCGAUGACGAAGGAGACAGCUGCACCAAGUUCAGGAAUUCCGUCCUGCCGAGGAAGCAUGGACGGCCGCACGGCUUUGAAUCUACCGCAGCUGUGUGUGUACGGCCUGUUCCCGCAGCCCUGCGUGAGCAGAAAUUACACACCGCACAAGCAUCAAGCACACAACCAGAGGCCCUCGAGAAGAUCCAAGCACUGGAGGUUGAGUUACAGAAAUUACGAGCUCAGAUUGCGUUGAUCGUCACCACUCCAACAGCAGACGGUCCCCUCCCGUGCAAUCCCGCCACUCCAUGUACACCUUUUCCUGCUCCUCUUCUUACCUCGACUCCUUUCACAGCUCCUCCUCCUCCUCCUCCUCCUCCUCUUCCUCCUUCCCCUGGGAUUGGCUUGGCGAAGAUCUCUGUGACGGACGUGAUUCGACAGAGGCAGGCAGCCAGGAUGGGUAAAUCUGGAGUGUACGAGUCCUCACCACCUGCAGUUCCUUCCAUGCUCGAUGUCCUGAAGGAUAUGAACAAGGUUAAACUUCGCAAUGUGGAGAGGUCUCCAGGAGGGACACCUGCACGGAAAAGGAGUAAAGGGAGCUCGUGUGCGUCGGACCCCGCUUCUCUUAUUGCCGAAGCGUUGAAGAGGAAGUUUGCACACAGGCGGCGAGACAGCUCGUCUGACAAGGAGAACCACUCGGCCGAGCCUUCGCCGUUCAGCAGCCCCGACACGCCCCGUGUUCCACUCUUCACGAGACGCAGUCAGGGGCGAAACCAUUCGUCACCUUUAACACGUGGGUCAGACGGGAAACGGUGUGAUGGAAAAUAGUCUGCCGGAGGACCUUUUGAAGAUUUUUUUUCUUUCUUUUUUUUUUUCUCGCUCUUACUUUCUUUCAGCCCCCGCAGUCUUACGGUACUUCUUCGGUACUUUCUUCCUUAAAAGGACAAAAGAGCUGCAUUUUUAUUCAUCACUUUUGGCUGUGGAUCGUUUUGUUUUUAUACAGUUGUGCAGUUCUUACACUGGUGUUUGUGUCAACUGUGAAUAUAAGAGGCGAAUGGUGACAGUUCGGAGUUUAGGUCAAGGCUAUACCUCGUGGACCUCUCGUAUGCAAUGCAUCGAAAUGUGUUUUUACUGUUUUUUAUUUUUUAUAUUUGUGUAUUUGCACUGCUUGGCCUAUUUCUUUCUUUUUUUCUUUUUUUUUAAAUUUUAUUUCUUUCAGAAAAGCAAUAACUGAAAUGCUCCAUGUGAAGCACUGGCUUAGUUCAUGUUGAAUGAUUUCACAAACAUUUUUGAAAGUGUGUGUGUGUGUGUGUGUGUGUGUGUGUGUGUGUGUGCAUGUAUAUGGACAUGUGUGCAGAAAUGUUUUUUAUAGAGACAAAAUACAGGAAAGCGUAUCUCUUCAUCCAUUCCAUCAUAUUAAUCUGAGUUAUGAUGAACCUUUCACCCAUUUCAUACCAUGUAGCUUUCAGCCAUGACCUCAUUUUCAAACUGAACACAAAUAAAGAAGUUCUCGCA